GAAAAGAACAAUGAUGGGGAGAGGGUAAAUGUACACUAGUGUAUCCACAGCUCUGCACCUCACAGUAAUAAAAAGUGUUUUCGCUACGCAACACGAUAUAGAGCUUUCUUUAUAUACAUUUUGAUAUGCUCAAGAGGUUUGUUGGUUCCCCAUGGCAUUGCAUACUCAAUGAGAAUUUCAAAAAGGCAAAGAAACAUACACAUGCUGACCUCAUUCAAAAAAUUACUUUAACCAGUUCAUAUUGAUAUACUUAUUUGUGCUUACCGACAUUUUGUAGAUGAUCCGAGAGUCCCCAUCAUGGUUGCAUGUCCUUCAAAAUGAAUUCUGAUGACCAGAUCGGCUGCAACCUGCGCAACAUAUGUAACCCACAGCCUUGAAACCAAUAUCUCUUAAAUUAUUCAAACAUAUAAUAGUUUUGCUGAGAGAAACAGCCAACUGCAUCAACUACUUGAGAGUCACUUGCAAAAUAAAGAUGUGCCAUCGUUAACAUAAUGGACGGGUUUCUGCCAAAAGGCGCUUGUAAAAUGUUUUCUCCGCACUGUGCGUGCGCAUUUUCAUUCCUCUCUCUCCACUUGAAUGCCUGAGAACAAACGCGCAUCGUCUCUCAAGCAGUCUCCGGCAAGGACUUCAGCACCUCUGUGGGAAAAAUCCAAAAGGGGGAAAAACUGCAGGAACUCGCGCAGCUGUUUGCCAAGGCAGGCGUGAAGGACAAGACGAACAUUUAUUUACAGACCAUGCCCAGUCCCUUGGAGAAGGUGGUGGCCCAGAAGAAGGAGGCCAUUGAAGCAGUGAUGGAGAUGUUUGAACGGGGGGCAGAGGUUCUGGCCAGUGCAGUAGGGGAACUCUUCCCCCUUUGUGAGGCUGCUGCCCCAGUUUUGCGGCUAGCCCUGGACAAUGUGCAGAGCAAGGAGGUGUUCUAUGUCAAGGAGCAGUUUCUGGCCGUGCGAAACAAGCUUGACAUCCUCUCCUCCCAACUGGAGGACAUAGACAGCGAGAUCAAAAAGGGUCGGCUGGACUCCCAGUACUUCUCUGUGGAGGAGAACCUGCGUAACCAGUUCCGGAAGUAUAUGGACAUCCUUGAGGCCAAGCCUGAGUUCAGAGAGGUCAAGACCAGGCUGUUCCUGGAGCACUUCACCAAAACAGGUGGGGAGAAGAACUUGCAUGUGCUCUAUGAUGCUUUGAUGGGGACAAACGCUUUUGGGGAGUCCAUUCUGGAGGUAGUGGAGAGGUAUGAGGCCCGAAACAGAAGGAUUCUGGAGGACUUCUGCGUCCGGAUGAAGGAGCUCUUCUGCCUGGGUCUGAUCUCCCUCCUGGGCCACUGCGCACUCACUCAGGGGGAAGAGCAAGAGCAGGAAAUGAUCGAGGAGUGGAGUCGGAAGAUGCAGGACGUGGAAACCAGGAUGAAGACGACAAUCGAGCAAUGUGUAAUGGCCUUCCCAGAGCAGGCCUGCUUGGAUGCCCAGCGGCUGAUCCAGGUGAAGGGAGAGAAGAGCAACCAGGACAUAGCCCAGGAGCUUCAGGAAUUCCUGACCAGGAAGUAUGACUGGGUGAGCUGGUCUGUCCGCGUGGUCAGCAAUUCAGGCAGCAGCUACCGGAACUGGCGUGCCGGAGACAAUUUCCAGCAUGUGGUGGGGCAGAACUGGUUUGACGUGCUCCAGGUAAAUGACACCAAUGUGGUGGUGUCCUACAGCUGCAGCCCCCAGCCCGUGCCAAGAGAUUACAUACGGCAACUGAUGGAGGGGUCUGUUAGGAAGGGAGACGCCCAGUCUGUCACUGAGGCCCUGGAGAAGCAUCUGCCUGGGUUUGUGGCACACGCAGUCAGCCGCCACAAGGAGAGCUGUGCAGCCUGGAGUUUCCCAGAGGACUCCCAUUACUGGGAGAGGCAUAAGAAUGUGACACUUUGUGUGCACUCUGAGUGAAACAGCGCUCUCGGCUUAAA
Messenger RNA from Megalops cyprinoides (Indo-Pacific tarpon), 1939 nucleotides. Its product is annotated as protein rapunzel-like. The transcript has 2 exons. NCBI's taxonomy places the organism in Eukaryota, Metazoa, Chordata, Actinopteri, Elopiformes, Megalopidae. Bases 735 to 1919 code for a protein of 394 amino acids. The record is from RefSeq and is a predicted model, not a curated record.